AUGACUGGUUCAAGUGCAUCUGAUCAAGAUGGUUUAGGACUUGUCACUAUCCCAAGAGAUGAACCUGAGGCUUCAGAAGGAAGGGAUCCUAUUUCUUAUAAUGAACAUAUUGCUAACCUGAUGCAACAAAUGGCCAAUAUGCAAAGAGAGAUCGAUCGACUUCGAAACCUUACCAAUUUGUCCAUUAGCCUAAAUACACCACUUCCCGAACAUGGGGCAGAUGCAACUAUUCCACCUGUUGACUCUCCCUCGCCUCAAGACUUCCUUCCAAAUCCUUCCCCUUUCAAAACCAAUAUGACUGCUCCUAAACAACCCGUCAACCAACCACAAGUCAAUUUCGCAAACAUCAACUCACAACAAACCAAUCCACUACCUUUCACUACCCCUUAUGUUUCCCAAACUCCAAUCCUCCAAACUACACUUACCCAAGCUCCACUCACUGAAACUAACCCACUUACCCAAAAAUCCCCACUCACCCAAACCAACCCGCUCAUCCAAAAAUACCAAACGAUCCAACAUAUACCUGUGACACAUACUACAACUCCUAACAUGCAAUAUGUGCCACAAGUAUACGUAAUAGAAGCUCAACCUUUCAUUACUCCAAUACCAACCAUGCCAGAAGUCGAUCCAUAUGAGGAGAUGGAGAGAAAGGCCAGAUCAAAAACAGAUGAAAGUGUAGCUAGGGAGAUUCAUAAUUUGAAAGAAGCGUUCAAAAGUAUCCAACUUCACAAAGAGUGCGAAGGAUUUGAGUAUGAGGAUUUAUGUGUUCAUCCUGAUGUCGAGUUGCCUGUAGGAUAUAAAGUACCAAAAUUUGAUGUGUUUGAUGGGAAAGGAAAUCCACGAGCUCAUUUAAGAUCGUAUUGUGACAAGCUAGUUGGAGUGGGGAAAGAUGAGGCCAUUAGAAUGAAAUUAUUCAUAAGGAGUUUGACAGGAGAAGCACUGGAUUGGUAUACAAGUCAAGAUCCGAAGAAAUGGCAUAGUUGGAGUAUCAUGGCAUAG
Messenger RNA from Solanum dulcamara, 999 nucleotides. RefSeq lists its product as uncharacterized. The transcript has a single exon. Bases 1 to 999 code for a protein of 332 amino acids. The record is from RefSeq and is a predicted model, not a curated record. Lineage: Eukaryota; Viridiplantae; Streptophyta; Magnoliopsida; Solanales; Solanaceae.